Molecule: messenger RNA, 375 nt
Organism: Kluyveromyces lactis
Lineage: Eukaryota; Fungi; Ascomycota; Saccharomycetes; Saccharomycetales; Saccharomycetaceae
Gene: SOH1
Product: mediator complex subunit SOH1
Exons: 1
Coding region: 1-375 (124 amino acids)
Biological process (GO): regulation of transcription by RNA polymerase II
Cellular component (GO): mediator complex; core mediator complex
Molecular function (GO): transcription coregulator activity
Source: RefSeq, a predicted model, not a curated record
AUGUCACAACAAGCGAGUACCGAACUCACGAUCGAAGAGGGAGAGCUACCGACAAGGUUUGAGAUUGAAUUAGAAUUUGUUCAAUCUUUGGCAAACAUACCAUACGUCACAUAUCUACUGACACAAUUGCAGCUUUGGCAAGACCCAAAGUUUAAAAGAUACUUGAAAUACCUUGAGUACUGGCAUGAGCCGGAAUAUGCCCAAUGCAUUGUGUAUCCAAAUUCUCUAUUCGUUUUGAAACUUUUGAAUACCCUAUUUGAAGGAUCUACAGUGAACGAGAACGGUGUGCUUGAAGGAUGUGAACACGUACCUCGUAUUCUUCAAACUCAGGGUACCCAAUGGAUGAAUGAGAUGGUGGAGAGGUGGAGAGAGUAA